This is a messenger RNA of Bipolaris oryzae ATCC 44560, 489 nucleotides long. RefSeq lists its product as uncharacterized. Lineage: Eukaryota; Fungi; Ascomycota; Dothideomycetes; Pleosporales; Pleosporaceae. The transcript has 3 exons. The coding region runs from base 1 to 489 and encodes 162 amino acids. The record is from RefSeq and is a predicted model, not a curated record.
AUGUUCGAUACACAAUGCGAGCACAACCUGGUCAGCACCAAGUUUCUCGAGGAAAUUGGCUUCAAGUGGCAGCCGUCUACAGUCGAUACCCAAAUCACCCAGAUGGACAAUGCUAACAUCGAAUGUCUGGGUGAGGUCCAUGGAAGAUGGUACCCGGUCGGUGCGCCAAAGCGUCCAUGGUACCUGGCUGUCGUCCCAAAGCGCCUACAAAAGGGCUUGAACUUUCGACCACGCUACGAAUCCUCCACCUUCAAGAUUGUUGAUUUGGACACAUUCGAUCUCAUCAUUGGGCGCGACACCAUCAACGAGCUUGGGCUGUUGCAGAUAAAUCGCAACUUCUUUGGUGGAUUCCGUCCAAGCCCUAUUCGCGUUGACUCAGAUGAUACGACGACCAAGAAGCAGCAGGAAGCAGAUGAGCGCAGAAAGAAAGAUCUAGAGGCUAUGCGGAAGCGUGACGAGGAGAAGGCACUGGAGACCAAAGCCAAUUAG